CAUGAUCUCGUCUGAAUCUUUAUGGAUCAUAUACCUACGCCCGAGCAUCCCUUCAGGAUUAUUCGCGUACCGUGGUUGAGUGAGAGUCCCACAUUCAACGUCAAGCACGAGUCGGGAGCGUUCCGGGACUUUCCAGCGCGACAUGGCCGGAAACUAGAAAGACUGCUGGAAGCCGACUUUGAGAACAAGGACAGUGCUGAGACGGCGGCUUUUCUGCAAGAAUGGCUCUUCUUUGGAUUACUAGCUUCCAUAUUUCAAGUCUGUGGGAACCCGUUCGACAAGGGAGAGUUCGUUCGAUAUACCUCGAAACUGGUCAGGAGGCAGAGGAAAAGGCCAUUCGUCACGACGAGACCACUCGGUCAAAGGUUGCAGCAAUGGUACGACAAGGAGAAAUAUCAGCCUGUGGCGGUGAAGAUGGACCACGAAGACAAGAUCAGGCACAAUUACACCAUCGUCGCUGAAGUGAUUGAGGCGUUCAACCAACAUCUAGAAGCUGCUCUUAACACUUCCGCAGCGACCACUUUGCGCAGUUGUCUUCCGGGCGAAGUCGAAUUAUCAAUUACCAUUCUGCUGGCCACAGUUCAGUACUUUCACAUGGUGAUUUAUGAUCCACCAAAGAAGUUGAAAGUGCCUCAAUGUCCAUGGCUUUCGUCACGGAUGGUCGAAGAGGGAUGGUGUACAGGCCAGGUCACGAAACUGUGGAGACGGCAUGACAAUGUGUUGACCAUGUACUAUUUCAAACUCCUCGGUCCUCCAAUGGCCAUCAAAGAUCAUUCGCUCUGUACGCAGAAGCGCUGCGCGGCCAACGACGUGCUGGAGGAUGUAUAUGUCACUCCGCAUUGUCCGCGAGAGAUGUCCUUCCUGCAUGCUCAGGUUCCCAGGAUGUUCACAAAGCGCAUGAGCUGCAGGUGUGGAGGUUUCAUCGGUCCAGAUAUCGACAAGCUCGAUGCCAUCAUUGAACGAGGAGAUAUUCCCUUGAUAUCAGCUCGAUGCGCAAGGAUUCUGCCCAACGGGAAGUGGGACGAGUCCUUAGACCUUCAAGUCGUCGCGUGCGAGCCAGACACUCCUUAUAUCGCGAUCUCACAUGUCUGGUCGGACGGCUUAGGAAACAUCAAAGAGAAUACUCUACCAAUUUGUCAGCUGAAAGGGCUCCGAACGAAACUGCAGCACAUGAUCACGGCGAACCCAGAGUACUUUGAAGAUUUCUUCCCUGAAGGUGUGUACAUGCGCGCAGCUAGACACCUCGACCGACUGUACUUCUGGAUGGAUACCCUUUGUGUGCCUGUCAGCAACCAUGAAACAAGGAAAAUGGCAAUCCAGGACAUGCGCGCAGUGUUCGAGACAGCGACCGCCGUCCUGGUAAAGGACGCUGAAUUGAAUUCCCAGGCCGACCGCUAUGCGCCUGUAGAAGAGCUUACAGCACGUGUCGCCGUGUCGCCUUGGUGCGGCAGACUGUGGACUUUGCAGGAAGCUGCUGUAAACGACAAGGUGUUUAUCCAGCUUUUGCAUGAUGACAUUGCUCCGCUUGACGAAUUGCAGGAGCCGACACGAUCGGUUGUCUUGCUUACAGAUGAGCUACUAGAAGCCGAAUCGUCAGAAACGCCUGACUCUGGUUUGAUGACCAGGUUCAUCGAGGACAAAGAGCCGCAGAAACAGAUAGACGUCGACGCCAAGUUCUUCGCCUGCCCAUCCACGAUUUUGUCGAUGAAUGUCCUCCCUCCGAGUCUGAUAUCGAAUCCGAUAGCGAGGCAGACGAAAGCAGAGUUGUUCCUUCAAAUACUUACUGAAGUCCAAAGCCGGGAAACUAGCAACUCUUCGGAUGAAGCCAUUUGUCUUGCGGCAUUGUUGAACGAAGAUGUGAGCCAGGUAUUGAAUGAGGACGAUGAGAGCAGGAGGUGGAUUGCGUUCUUGUUGGUCAUUGAGGAUGUUAUCUCACCGAAGAUACUGUUUGCCAACCUUGCCAGGAUGAAUGCAACAGGAUACCGAUGGGCGCCGCGGACGUUUUUGAAGUCUGUCGAAGGCUCCGAGCUGUCAAGAGUGGUUGACACUGCCGGACCUUGUCACGGAAUGCCCAGAAUGCAGAUGGGUGUAGACAGCGAUAGUGACUCGGCUUCGGAUCCCCCCAGAAGGAGAGCACCCUCAGUUCGCAUCGGCGACCUUGGCCUGGUGGUGUCAUAUCCUGGCUUCGCUUUUCACCCGCUCUUGAAAAGUUUACCACCAGAGUUCACCUUCAUGGAGGAGCAUGGCAAGACAAGAUAUCGGUGCAUAACGGAGUAUGCGCAUCAGCAGUUCCAAGCAUACUUCGGAGGUAGCCCACUCUUGCCGGAGGGUUCGUGGGAGAAAGUAGCGCCAGGGCCGAGUUCUCAGGUGUCGAUUGUCUUGGAGGAAGGGUUUUCAGAGGCUUGUGCUUUUGUUCGAGGAGCGCUGCUCACGGACUGCUGCAACAAGUUCGGCAUCAUGUACGGCACGUUCAUCUGCCUCGUCUUGGUGCUCCGAACUUCGAGACGGCACAGCUUGCCCAACGGUGAUCUGACGGAGAAGGGAGACAUGACAGGUCGGGGAGGGCACUCGGGAGGCGAGCUGGACAUGGACGUGGAUGUGAAAUAUGAUGCCGACCAAGAGUGGUGUGUUGGAUGAGUCUGAUUCUGUGUUGAAUGAAACAAGGGACAAGGGCUUGUCGAGAGUGCGCUCAGUGCUCGCUGUAUGAAUAUCAGGCAAGUCAGCAAGUCAGGCUUGUAGGCAGUGUCGGCCGCUUUAACCCUCGGGCCACCUACCGAGUCUGUCAUGUGGUCACGUGAAGGCUCAAAGUCUCCGCAGCCUCACAGCCAUUCCAUUCCGUUCUAUAUUUGUAAACCGCAAUAUGUAAAUGCCCACCACCAUGCC
Molecule: messenger RNA, 2883 nt
Organism: Exophiala xenobiotica
Lineage: Eukaryota; Fungi; Ascomycota; Eurotiomycetes; Chaetothyriales; Herpotrichiellaceae
Exons: 2
Coding region: 22-2637 (871 amino acids)
Source: RefSeq, a predicted model, not a curated record